Messenger RNA from Melitaea cinxia (Glanville fritillary), 2752 nucleotides. It is a transcript of the gene KaiR1D, whose product is annotated as glutamate receptor ionotropic, kainate 2. The record is from RefSeq and is a predicted model, not a curated record. Bases 1 to 2706 code for a protein of 901 amino acids. Gene Ontology annotation, biological process: monoatomic ion transport; synaptic transmission, glutamatergic; modulation of chemical synaptic transmission. Gene Ontology annotation, molecular function: glutamate-gated receptor activity; transmitter-gated monoatomic ion channel activity involved in regulation of postsynaptic membrane potential. The transcript has 18 exons. Gene Ontology annotation, cellular component: postsynaptic membrane; plasma membrane. Lineage: Eukaryota; Metazoa; Arthropoda; Insecta; Lepidoptera; Nymphalidae.
AUGAGAGGAACAAAAGCUAUUUUCCUCGUUUUAUUGUUUGGUCACCUCUCCGCUUUACCAGACACGAUACGAAUAGGGGGUCUCUUUCACCCCGAGGAUGAUAAACAAGAAGUUGCGUUUCGCUACGCCGUAGAGAGAGUUAACGCAGAUCGCGCUAUACUGCCUCGAGCCAAGUUACUUGCGCAAGUUGAAACAAUAUCGCCACAAGACAGCUUCCAUGCGUCCAAAAGAGUAUGUCACCUCCUUCGAAGUGGUGUCGCAGCUAUCUUUGGACCGCAGUCGGCCCCUGCAGCCGCUCAUGUACAAUCUAUUUGUGAUACAAUGGAACUGCCGCAUUUGGAGACCAGGUGGGAUUAUCGUACGCGGCGCGAAUCUUGUCUCGUCAACCUGUACCCUCAUCCUGCUGCACUUAGUCGGGCGUAUGUAGACCUCGUGCGGGCGUGGGGGUGGAAAUCGUUCACAAUUGUGUACGAGAAUAGCGAUGGAUUAGUGCGUUUACAGGAAUUAUUGAAAGCCCACGGGCCCUCCGAGCUGCCCGUUGCUGUCAGACAGCUGCCCGAUUCACACGAUUACAGGCCACUUUUAAAACAAAUAAAGAACUCGGCGGAGUCUCAUAUAGUUCUCGACUGUGCUACGGAAAGGAUUAGGGAUGUCUUGCAGCAAGCACAACAGAUUGGGAUGAUGUCGGAUUACCACAGCUACCUCGUCACGUCUUUGGAUCUUCAUAGCGUCGAUUUGGAAGAAUUUAAGUAUGGUGGAACAAAUAUAACAGCCUUAAGGCUUCUCGAUCCAGAGAGAGCUGAAGUACAGAGAGUCGUCCGUGACUGGGUGUACGAUGAAGCAAGAAAGGGACGCAAGCUCCAAAUGGGACACACAUCAGCAAAGGAAAAUAUGACCUUUAUAAAGACUGAAACCGCUCUGAUGUACGAUGCGGUACAUUUAUUUUCGAAAGCGUUACACGACCUUGACACUUCGCAACAAAUCGAUGUAAGACCGUUGUCAUGCGAAGCCGAAGACACAUGGCCUCACGGGUACAGUCUCAUCAACUACAUGAAAAUUGUUGAAAUGAAAGGCUUAACGGGAGUUAUAAAGUUCGACCACCAAGGCUUCAGGAGUGACUUUACCCUCGAUAUCAUUGAACUUACAAGAGAAGGUCUUCAAAAAGCGGGAACUUGGAACUCUUCGGAGGGCGUGAAUUAUACGAGAUCGUAUGGAGAUAAUCAAAAGCAAAUAGUUGAAAUACUUCAAAACAAAACUCUCAUCGUCACUACGAUUUUGAGCGCGCCAUAUUGCAUGCGUAAGGAGGCGAGCGAGAAAUUAACAGGAAACGCACAAUUCGAAGGGUACGCCAUAGAUCUCAUUCAUGAAAUAUCCAAAAUUCUCGGCUUCAAUUAUACGUUCAAACUCGCGCCCGACGGUCGAUACGGGUCCUAUAACCGGGAGACGAAAGAGUGGGACGGCAUGAUACGGGAGCUGCUCGAGCAAAGAGCAGAUGUGGCCAUUGCGGACCUUACUAUCACUUAUGACAGGGAACAAGUGGUGGACUUUACAAUGCCUUUUAUGAAUCUCGGGAUUUCUGUACUUUACCGGAAACCUAUUAAGCAGCCUCCGAACCUAUUCUCGUUUUUAUCGCCUCUAUCUCUAGACGUAUGGAUUUAUAUGGCCACAGCUUACCUGGGCGUCUCCGUACUACUAUUUAUAUUGGCCAGGUUCAGCCCGUACGAGUGGGACAACCCCCGGAACUGUCUAGACGAGCCGCCGGUGAUGGAGAAUCAAUUCACACUGUUGAACUCGCUGUGGUUCACUAUCGGAUCCUUGAUGCAGCAAGGUUCGGAUAUCGCACCGAAAGCGGUGUCUACUCGGAUGGUGGCAGGAAUGUGGUGGUUUUUCACGUUGAUCAUGAUAUCCUCAUACACUGCUAACUUAGCAGCUUUUCUGACCGUGGAGCGAAUGGACUCGCCUAUUGAAAGCGCUGAAGAUCUCGCUAAGCAAACUAAAAUUAAAUAUGGCGCUUUAAAGGGUGGUUCGACAGCCGCUUUCUUUAGGGAUUCUAAUUUCUCAACGUAUCAACGAAUGUGGUCGUUCAUGGAAUCAGCUCGACCUACUGUAUUUACAAGUAGCAACAAGGAAGGGGAGGAAAGGGUAAUGAGAGGUAAAGGCGCCUACGCUUACCUCAUGGAGUCGACGACCAUCGAGUACGUUGUCGAGAGGAACUGCGAACUCACACAAGUGGGUGGAAUGUUGGAUUCUAAAGGAUAUGGAAUCGCCAUGCCGCCUAACUCACCAUACCGUACGGCUAUAAGCGGAGCUGUUUUGAAACUGCAAGAGGAAGGAAAAUUACAUAUAUUAAAGACAAAAUGGUGGAAGGAAAAACGUGGCGGCGGAUCCUGUCGGGAUGAAACAUCAAAAUCCUCAUCUACCGCAAAUGAGCUUGGCUUGGCGAACGUGGGUGGCGUCUUUGUGGUACUAAUGGGUGGUAUGGGAGUAGCCUGCGUCAUUGCCGUCUGCGAAUUUGUAUGGAAGUCGAGGAAAGUGGCUGUUGACGAACGGAAGGAAGAGGCCUCCCUUUGUUCGGAAAUGGCAUCCGAGUUGCGUUCAGCGUUGAAGUGUCCGAGUGGAGGGAGCGCAGGAGCAGGUGGGGCUCGAGAGGGGGCAGACUCCCCGUACUUGCACUAUGGGUUUAGUACAAAAAGUCAGCUGCACUAGCGCCCAGACGCCGCCUCCUCGCCUCCGAGCGACGUGUAGGCAAAGA